Bombus pascuorum is the source of this 1931-nucleotide messenger RNA. It is a transcript of the gene rtet, whose product is annotated as major facilitator superfamily domain-containing protein 10. Gene Ontology annotation, molecular function: transmembrane transporter activity. Gene Ontology annotation, cellular component: brush border membrane. Bases 427 to 1746 code for a protein of 439 amino acids. Lineage: Eukaryota; Metazoa; Arthropoda; Insecta; Hymenoptera; Apidae. The transcript is spliced from 7 exons. The record is from RefSeq and is a predicted model, not a curated record. Gene Ontology annotation, biological process: transmembrane transport.
AAAAAAUACUUUAUUCCCCAAUGCUUUGGUCCAAUAAUAAAACAGAUUUCUUUCUUAUUGAUUGCACGAACAGUCGGUAAGGAAUUACCGAAAUAGAGAUACAAGGAAAAGUAGGUCAAAUCCUUUCACUCGGAAUUAAUUCUUCAAAGUGUUUACGAUGGCACAAAUAGAAAGUAUCACAGCUAAGCAAAACUUCACAUUUUCAGAAGAAUUAAUUCCUGCUACAAAGAUUGUUGUGUAAAAUGUCAAAGUGAAAUUGUUCAACUAUCAACUAUGCAGCUAAUUAAUAAGAGGAAGCUAUGAAAUAUUGAAAAUAUUAAUGGUCCAUUUGAUACAAGUGGACCAUAGUUUAUGUUUUGAAUUAUAGUAUUAUUUAAAAGUUUUUAUAUUAAAUACUUUUGCUGUUAUAAUAUAUUAUAUUCAAUAAUGGCUAAAAUAAAAGAUAAUACUGUCCAGAUAGUAUUUAUUUCUUUACUGCUGGACCUUUUGGCAUUUACUAUGAUAUUACCAUUGUUACCAGCUUUAUUAGACUAUUAUAAAGAAAUAGAAGAUAAUCAAGGCAUAUAUUUUAAAAUUUUGUAUUACAUACAAAAUGCAAGAAAAUUUUUUGAUGCUCCUGAUAAAGUCAAUACAGUACUUUACGGUGGUUUUCUUGGUUCUAUGUAUUCUUUCCUACAAUUUUUGAGUGCUCCAAUAGUAGGAGCGUUAUCAGAUAUAUAUGGAAGGAAACCAUUGAUGAUAUUUUGUUUAACAGGUAUUGCAUUGUCUUACCUGUUAUGGGCACUUUCUUGUAAUUUUGCUAUAUUUGUAUUAGCAAGAUUUGUUGGAGGUAUUAGUAAAGGAAAUAUUAAUUUAUCAAUGGCUAUCAUUAGUGAUGUUACAUCUCCAAAAACAAGGGGAAAAGCAAUGGCACUUGUUGGCAUAGCUUUUUCUAUAGGCUUUGUAGCAGGUCCAAUGAUAGGAGCAUUUUUUUCAUGGAUUUCUAGUGAUAAUAGAAAAGGGACAUGGUACAUAAUACCUGCAGUAUUCGCUCUUUUGUUGGCAGCGAGUGACUUGUUUUUUACUGUUUGCUACUUAAAAGAAUCGUUACCAUUGAAUUGUAGAACCAGUAAUUUUGUAACUGGUGUCUCUGGAAUUCUUACUUACAUUAAUCCUAUAGAUCUAUUCCAAUUUAAUGGAGUAUCUGGGCUAACUUUGCAAGACAAAAAGGAUUUAAAAACACUGGGUUGUGCAUAUUUCAUAUAUUUGUUCGUGUAUAGUGGCUUGGAAUUUACCUUAACUUUCUUAACUCAUUAUUUGUUUAAAUUUACAAGCAUGCAACAAGGAUGGAUGUUUUUGGGAAUUGGAUUAGUUAUGGCAAUUUUGCAGGGAAGUUGGGUACGAACAAUUCCACCUAAUAAAACAAAGUCUGUUGCAGGAUUGGGUUUAUGGCUGAUUAUUCCAGCAUUUAUCUGUGUAGGUUUAGCAAAUGAUAUACUGACAUUGUCAGUUGGAGUAUUUCUGUUUGCAAUUUCAACUGCCAUGGUUGUUACAUGUAUGAUGACGCUUGUAACACGUAUUGGUCCUGAUCAUCAAAAAGGUGCAAUAACAGGUGUUUUUCGUUCUCUUGGAGCAUUAGCACGAGCUUGUGGACCUAUUGUAGCUUCUUCAGCUUUCUGGUGUAUUGGUAGUAAGGCAACAUAUCUUACUGGUGCUGUAUUCCUUGUACUUCCACCUUUAAUUCUUCAAACUGUAAAGUCAUUUUGAAACAAAAGAAACAAAGGUAUUUAUAUAAAUAUUGUAUAUUUAUAUUUGUACAGUAUUUUUACACAUUUUAUAACGUUUGUUGUUAUAACGUUUUAUAACGUUAUGUAAACAUUUAAGAAAGUAUUCUUUAUACACUUUUUGUAUCAUGUAUGGAGAGUGAAUAAUUGUACAUUUUAAUAUGCAAA